Thyridium curvatum is the source of this 1578-nucleotide messenger RNA. RefSeq lists its product as uncharacterized. The transcript has 3 exons. The record is from RefSeq and is a predicted model, not a curated record. Lineage: Eukaryota; Fungi; Ascomycota; Sordariomycetes; Thyridiales; Thyridiaceae. Bases 1 to 1578 code for a protein of 525 amino acids. Gene Ontology annotation, molecular function: heme binding; monooxygenase activity; iron ion binding.
AUGGGUGUAGCGGACACGGAGAGGGAGGUCAUCUCCCCCGUGCGCAUGGCCGCCGACAUCGUGGCCGCGCACUGGCUCGCCAUCUUCGCCGGCCUCUUCGUCCUACGGCUGCUCUACAGGCGCUAUGCCACGCCGCUCAGGCAGUACCCGGGCCCGUGGCUGGCCUCGGUCUCGCGCCUCUGGAAGUUCUGGUCCGUCUGGACCAUGCGCACAAACUACAACGAGAUCGAGCUGCACAAGAAGUACGGCCGCAUCGUGCGCAUCGCGCCCAACGAGGUCUCCAUCUCGUCGCCCGAGGCGGCGCGCACGCUGCUCAGCGCCGGCAAGCGCUUCUACAAGACCGACUUCUACGGCGUCUUCCCGCCGCCCGAGAACCCGGACAUCUUCACCGAGGUGCGCGAGCACGUGCACGCGCAGAAGAAGAAGGUGGCCAACGUGCCCUACAGCAUGGCGGCCAUGCAGCAGCUGAGCCCCUUCAUCGACGACACCAUCGACCUGUUCAUGCAGCGGCUCAACGACCAGGCCGAGGCCCGCCCGACGCGCGGCCCCGCCGAGGUCGACCUGGGCAACUGGCUGCACUGGUUCGCCUUCGACGUGCUGGGCGAGGUCGCCUUCAGCCGCAACUUCGGCUUCCUCAAGGAGGGGCGCGACGUCGACGGCGCCAUCAAGACCAUCGACGACUCGCAGCGGUACAACGGCCUGAUCGGCCAGGUCCCCGAGCUGGACCACGUCCUGCGGCGUAACCCGCUGUGGAAGCUGAUCCCGGCGCUCGACACCAAGAACGCGCUCAUCACGCGCAUGGCCCUCGAGGAGAUGGGCCGCCGCAAGCCCUUCGACAAGGAGAGCGAGGGCAAGUGGCGCGGCGGCGACGGCCGGCAGGACCUGCUGGCCAGUCUGAUCAAGGGCCACCUCAAGGACCCGGAGAAGUUUGGCGAGGGCGACGUCUUUGCCGUUGCCCACGGCGCCAUCUUCGCCGGCUCCGACUCGACCGCCUCGACCAUGCAGUCCUUCUUCUGGCACGUCCUCAACGACGAGCGCGUGCACAAGAAGCUCGUCGCCGAGAUCGAGGCCGCCGUGGCCGACGGCACCCUGCCGGCCGAGGGCAACGUCAGCUGGGCGCAGGCGCAGUCCCUGCCCUACUUCCAGGCCUGCAUGAAGGAGGGCAUGCGCGUGCGGCCCGCCGUGGGCCUCGCCAUCACGCGCGUCGUCCCGCCCGAGGGCGCCGAGAUCGACGGCAAGAUGUUCCCCGGCGGCACGCGCGUCGCCGUCAACGGCUGGGUGCUGCACCGCGACCGGGCCACCUUUGGCGAGGACGCCGACGUGUACCGGCCCGAGCGGUGGACCGAGGACGAGGAGGAGGCGCGGCGGAUGGAGAGGUACAUGUUCCAGUUUGGCGGCGGCGCACACGUCUGCAUCGGGCGCAACCUGGCGCUGCUCGAGAUCAACAAGGUGUGCCCUCGUCUGCUGCGGGACUACCGCCUGCAGAUCAUGCACCCGGGCCGGCCGCUCGAGGCCAAGGCCACCUUCUUCAACGUGCAGGAGGGCCUGGAGGUGUACCUCGAGAGGAAGACGGCGUGA